UUUAAUUUAAUGCAAGACCCAGAGCUAUAUGUUAGAAACUUCUAAGAAGAAAUUAGCUAAAGAAAUAAACGUAAACAACCUUUGCUCUAUCCUGAUGAUUAAAGAUUACAUGAACGUCCUAGAGUCAGAAAGAUUGAACCUCCUUCUUAGAUCAUCAGUCAGUCAUUACUUAAGAAUCAUAGUUAUGCGUAUUACUAUCUACAUUAUCUAGACCUGAUCCUCUUUAAAAUUUUACGAAACCGCUUAUUAAUUAUUCAAUCAAUAGUCCAUCUGGAAAAGAUCCUUAACGUUACAAUCAUAAUUUUUUAUAUCUAGCAUAAGAUAAUAUCUUUCGUAAAGAACCCUUUAAUUAAAAUCAAAAAGACUAUGCUCCUCAAAGACAUUCUCAAUAAUCCAAUGAAUAAAGAAUUAAUUAUUAAAAUGUUGGUAAUAUGCUUAUUGGUGGUGAUACUUAACCAUAGUAACAAUCUCAACCACAAAUACAAAAUUCAUAAAUGACUCAAUCAUAAUAUACAUAUCCACAAUAAUAAUAACAAUAACUUUAUUAAUACUAAUAAGAAUCGUAAUUGUACUAACCAUAAUAAUUACAAUCGUAAUAGUAGCAACUAUCAUAAUCACAAAUACCAAAAUAAUAAUAAUAUUAAUAAUCAUAACAUUACUAAUAGUAUUAAGUACCAUUAUAAAAUAAUUAAUAAAAACAGCAAUUCUCUUAAUAAUAUCAACUUUAUUAAGCAGGUACACCUAAUACAUUUAAAUUAAAAAGUGAUGGAAAUUCUUAACCUUUCAAUUAUUAUGGGUAUUUAUCUCUCUCCAUUUAUUUAGUUCAAGAGCUUUAAAAAACUUAGAUAGCACAUAAAUAUAUUGA
Molecule: messenger RNA, 865 nt
Organism: Paramecium sonneborni
Lineage: Eukaryota; Ciliophora; Oligohymenophorea; Peniculida; Parameciidae
Source: the annotation of a GenBank genome assembly